GCACGCAGAGAGCCCGGCAGAGCGCUACAGCGGCUCGUUCACUGGACAAACAAGCCCGCAGCAGACCGCUCUCUCUUCGGACAGCGUCUCACGGAGCUGCUCGGCCGGGUCCGGCUCCACGGAGGCCGGCCGGCGGAGCGCUCAUGGAGAUGGUUGAACACUGAGCAGAUAAAAACACUGCUGGGAGCCGAAGACUUCUGACUAUAAAGCUAAAAAUCAGAACCUUUUGCCUGGAGCUGAGCUGAGGUGAAGGUGGCCUGCCAUCACCCAGAUGUGUCAGAGCUGGCUGGCUCUCUGUACUGAACGCCAGGUGUGUCUGGAGUUCUAGAGGGUGGCUGGAAAGAGCCUGAGACAGGAGUUCCACAAGGUCCGUGGCCAUGGCAGUCCCAGGCUCAUGGAAAUCUUCAAGGCAAAGAGAGUCCUCACAGGGCAGGACCUGAUGCCACAAAGGACAUUGAUGAAGAGGAAGAUUGGUGCGGUGGGGAUCCUCUGCCAUGAACGGGAGAACAUCACUCCACACUCACAGUCCCUGCACCAAUACGCUUCCUCAUGGGAAUCAUCGUAGAGGGAAACAUUGUGAUGGACACCGACAGCCUGCCUCAGGCUAAGAACAUUGUCUUUGGACUCGCCUGCGCACUCCGUCUCAACUACGCAAAGUGCAUGAAGAACACCUUUGAUUUUGUUCAACAGAAAAUGACCAAAAAGGGUAGAAGAUCAGACUGUGGCCCGAGGAGGGGAAGACAGGAGAGGUCCGUGGAGGCAGAGGCCCUCAAACCCCUCGAAGAAAUACAGAAGAAACUUCUUUUUGAAGAGAAAUGUUUAAACAAAAAGAAAGAAGAUCUGGAGAUCGAAAGGAAGAAAAUGACCAUAGAGCGGGAAGCCCUACAGAAAGAGCGCAGUCGGAUGGUUGAGAUGAGGAACGCAUUCUGCUUGGAGAAAGAAAACGUGAAAAAAGAGAGAAAAGCCUUGGAGGAUGAGAAGACAGCGAUGGCCAUCUGGAGAGAGGCCUCCAGGCGGGAGCAGUCUGAGGUACAGAGCAUGAGGGAGGCUUUCCAGCUGGAAAGACAACGCAUGCAGGAAGAGAGAGAAACCUUUGAUCAGAAGGUCAGGGAACAUCUCAUGGUGAUGAGAUCCUUUGAGGAUGAAUAUGAUGACAUGAUCAGUGACAGAGAGGCAUUUCAGAUCGAGAGGGAAGAGAUGGCGAUGAUGAGGAAGGCCUACAUCAGGGAAAAAGCAGGCAUCCAGAAGCUGAGAGAAGAAUACCAGCUGGAAAAAGACCGUUUGGAGAAAGAGAGAAAAGAGUUCAAAGAAGAACAAGUGUCCAAAUUUAGGAGAAGAAGAGCCUUCAAUGCUGAGAAAGAGGCCAUGAAUGAGGAGAGGAAGGUGUGGGAAGCUGAGAAAGAGGCCAUGAAUGAGAAGAGGAAGGUGUGGGAGGCUGAGAAAGAAGAGCUGGAGAAGCUGAGGAGAGCCCUCUGUCGGGAAAUGGAAGACCUGCAGAAGGAGGCCGACAUGAUGCAGAGUAAAAACCUGGCAGAACCAGCACACACACCUUCCCUGGACGCCGCUGCCACCGGAGAUGGAGAAGCGCCGUGUCAGCCAUCCUGCAGCUCUGUUUCCGUUGCCUUGCAGUGACGUGUGAGGCAACUGCAGCGGCCAGAAGAUACAGAAACAUCCAGAUGGAUCAGACAGUGGAUCAGACUCUGAUGAGCCAGCACAAGCUCUUCCUUGGACAUGUCUACCUCUUUUGAUGAUUCACAUUGAAAAUAAAAAUGUUCCUCAGAACAUUUUCCAUUUUAACAAGUAUUUCUGAGGAACACUGGGGAAAUAUUUGGCCACUUCAGUGGUCUUCGACUAAUUCCUCACUUUGGCGAGAACACUGUCUGAAGAAUGUUUUAAGAUACUUUAAGACCCCUGUCAAGGGAAAAUCUUCUUAACUUUUUUGAAUAGCCUACAUGUUCUAAAUACAGAGCUUUCUCUCCUUCAAGGCACCGCGUUGUUGUAAAUAGUUUGAAGUGCUCCAUCUCUGUACCUUGGCUCCUAGUUUAUAGUUCCUUUUUUUUUUUUGGUUUUUUGUUUUUUGUUUUCCUUUUCCUUUUUAAUACGUGCUAGUGAAGGAAUGGAAAAAAAACUGCAUAAAACAUUUUUUUUUUUGAGAGGGGAGUUAAACAGAGAACAAUGGUAAUAGAGUACAUGCUGAAACGAGUAAACACGCCCC
Molecule: messenger RNA, 2215 nt
Organism: Salarias fasciatus (jewelled blenny)
Lineage: Eukaryota; Metazoa; Chordata; Actinopteri; Blenniiformes; Blenniidae
Product: trichohyalin-like
Exons: 6
Coding region: 550-1632 (360 amino acids)
Source: RefSeq, a predicted model, not a curated record